AUGUCCGAGGCCGAGGGAACCGAACUUACGGGCGAUCGCCCAGACACUCACAACACGAUGACUUGCAGACCACCCAGCGUCCCUCGGCCGAAGUUAAGUAGAACCCAAAACCUAGGUGCCGCGCAGGUGCAAAUGGCUUUCAAUGAUGAAUACUGGCUUCGCAAAACCGAAAACUGGGAAGGAAAGGCUGUUAUGGCGAACAUUCUUACGUUGAUACAGUCAAUUUGCGAGGAAGUACUAGAAGAGUAUGAAGGCCGCAUGUCGAAAACAUUUCCAUCUUAUCUGAGACAAGUCGGGCCGAUCAAAAGGGCAAUGUAUGGCAAGUUUCUCGAAUUACUUCAAACGAGUUCAAUGGAAGAGGAGGAUCGAUCUCUCAUUUUUGAGAUGAUGGAAGCAACUGACUUCCGGGACAAAGACCUCCGAGGAAGUCAAUGGUUGUUUGAGUACUGUAUCCGUCGGACUACUGAAAACCGCAGCUCUCGAGCUAAGUCCAGAGAUCCAAAGGCUAAGAAGAGACAUCGAGGCGUGGUCUAUUUCCAAGGGACUAGUAAUAUUCAGAGUACUAGCGAAAGCACUGGGCAUAACUUUUUGUAG
Messenger RNA from Orbilia oligospora ATCC 24927, 594 nucleotides. RefSeq lists its product as uncharacterized. The record is from RefSeq and is a predicted model, not a curated record. Bases 1 to 594 code for a protein of 197 amino acids. The transcript has 3 exons. Lineage: Eukaryota; Fungi; Ascomycota; Orbiliomycetes; Orbiliales; Orbiliaceae.